CUCCGAUCUGACUUUCUUUCGGCCUCAACCUCUCUCUCCUCUCGAGCUCUACGACACUCCGCACCACCCCGAUGCGCCCAACACCUCUUCUCCGCGGCGCCUCGCGGCUGCCACUCACGACCAAACGCGCGAACAAAGACUACUACAAGGGCACGCGCCAGUCGUACGUCCCGGGCGGCGGACACCGUACCGGCCCGCCGGGCAAGCACGUCGUGAAUGGCACAGCAAAGUAUCGCGUAUUGGACGAGGAGGUGCGAUACUAUGUCGGGCCCGGGAUCGAUGUGUUGCAGAAGACCAGUCUCAAACCCUACGUCGCAGCCCACACCCCGCUGGCACAGAACGCGCCCAAGCUCCCCUCGUUCGCGCCCAAGCCGCCCAAGCGUCUCGGCGUGCAGGGACGAAAGGCGUGGAGCAAGGCGUACGCCGAGCUCGGCAUUAACGACCGCGCCGCCCUCAUCCAGGACGCACGCCGGAACUGGUUCCAGGCGCUGAGCGCGCAGUUCGGGCCUCGCGUCAAGGCUAGCAAGGAGGGCAAGGAGGGCAAGGCAGCCGUCUCGGGACCUGUCGACCCCACGGCGGGCGGAGAGGCGGUCAAGGCAUAGAGCAUGUAUUCAUCACACUUCUGCGUUCACGAAGGGAUAGUUAGUGACCGG
This is a messenger RNA of Cutaneotrichosporon oleaginosum, 653 nucleotides long. Its product is annotated as mitochondrial 54S ribosomal protein mL41. Gene Ontology annotation, molecular function: structural constituent of ribosome. The record is from RefSeq and is a predicted model, not a curated record. Lineage: Eukaryota; Fungi; Basidiomycota; Tremellomycetes; Trichosporonales; Trichosporonaceae. Gene Ontology annotation, cellular component: mitochondrial large ribosomal subunit. Gene Ontology annotation, biological process: translation.